UUUCUUUCUAACCGCAGAGCUGACAAAUAAAUGCUGGACCAUCUAGCAGCUUUUAGUCAUUAACGGAUGAAAAAACCUCGGAGGAAAGGGCGCCCCUGUGACCGGAGGAGGGUUGAAAUCUCCCCAGCUGGUGGAUAAAUCCUCCCUCCACCCGGUGUCACCGCCCUGACUCUAGAAUGAGAGCACCGGAGUCAACCGAUGCGUCCGGCCGCUACUGAUGCUCGGCAGUGCUCCGGGGCUUUCCGGUCGGUGGGAAAGGCUCGAGCCGCGGCCGCGCGCUAGGAUGCUUCGCCAGGUGUUGCACGCGGGCCUGAGGACCUCUUUCCACUCGCUUGGCCGCUUCGUGGCCAGCCACCCGGUGUUCUUCGCUUCGGUGCCCAUGCUGCUGUCCAUCCUGCUGGGGGCCAGCUUCAGCCGGUACCGCGUGGAAGAGGACGUGGAGAGCCUGCUUGCGCCCAAGCACAGCCUGGCCAAGAUAGAGGGCAACUUGGUGGACAGCCUGUUUCCCGUGAACCGCUCCAAGCACGCUCUCUACUCCGACCUGCAGACGGCGGGCCGCUAUGGGCGCGUGAUCGUCACCUCCCGAAAAGGGAGCGUGCUGGACCCGGUUCACCUGGACACGAUCCUAAUGCUCCACAGGCGGAUCUACCAGAUGCAGGUGACAGUCCCAGCCACAGGCUUCAACUACUCCUUCUCCUACCUCUGCCUCCCAGAUGACAAGAAUGUCUGCAUCAUUGAUGACAUCAUCCGUGCCAUGGAGGAGAUGCAGUCUGCUCGCACUUCCAACCGUUCCAUCCCAGUCCUGCAGUACCCAAUCACGCAGCUGGGGGAUGGGCGGCAAGCGUACAUUGGCCACCAGCUAGGUGGCGUGCAGGGCUGGGGCCCCGGUGGAGCAGUACGAGCUCAGGGGACAGGAGCCAAGGGAGAAGGUGUCCGUUCUGCCAGGGCGCUGCAGCUCACCUACUACCUCCAAGGCAGAGGUGGCCUGAUGGACCGGGUAGCCAGUCAGUGGGAAAAAGCCUUCUGUACUGAAUUACAGAACUUUGCAGCAUUGCAUCCAAAGCUGGGGCUCUACCCCUCCACCUCUUCUUCUUUGAUGACAGACUUCCAAUUCUCCUCUGUGCUGGCACAUCGCCCCCUAUUGGCUAGCUUGGGAGUGUGUGGGGUGCUGGCUGUCCUCUGCUGCUCUAUGAGGGACUGUGUGAGAUCCAAACCCUGGUUAGGACUGUUAGCUCUGCUGUCCGUCACACUGUCUGGCCUCACUGCUGCUGGAAUACUCAACCUCACUGGAGCCACCUACAAUUCCACAUACCUGGGCAUCCCUUUUGUCAUGCUUGGUCAUGGGCUCUUUGGCUCCUUUGAGAUACUGUCGUCAUGGAGGCGAACCCGAGAGGACCAGCACGUGAAGGAGCGUGUGGCGAGCGUCUUUGAGGAUGUCAUGCUGCGUUUCUCCGGCUCCACCAUGCUCCACCUGAUGACGCUAGGCCUAGCUGCCUCGCCACUCACCAACAUGGAGGCAGUCCGACUCUUCUGCCGCAAUGCUGCCCUCGCCGUCACAAUCAGCUAUGUUUACAUGUUGUCUUUCUACAGUUCCUGCUUAGUGUUUACAGGUUACCUGGAGACCGGGUACAGACACGGCUGCUUCUGCCGGCGAGUUCCCAAGCAGGAUCGGCUGGACUCUAAACCGGCUUGGUACCGCUGUUUGAUGUACACACGCUACCAGGAUGAGACUCAAAUUACCAACCCGCCACAUGUAGUCGGACAUGCUCACACACAAAAUCCUAACAUAACUCACACUCAUACAGCGAACAACCCUGGCAUGCAUGGACAUGUUGCUAACUCCACACAUGCACAUCCACACCCUCACAUUCAUUCUACAACAAGUAUGGACUCUCAUCCGCAGGACUCGCAUCUUUUGCUGAGAUAUAUGCAGCGUUGCUAUGGAGACUGGAUCACUAACACUUAUGUCAAACCAUUUGUGGUUCUGCUGUACCUGGUUUACAUCUCUUUUGGAUUGAUGGGCUUCCUACAGGUGACCCAGGGUUCUGACCCCAGUGCGCUGGUUGCCAUGGAUACAGCAACAGUAUUAUACACGCGUGCCCAGCAGCGCUACUUCAGCUCAUAUUCACCAGUUAUUGGAUUCUACAUCUACGAAAGUGCCCCCUACUGGAAUUCCUCUGUGCAGCAGGACCUGCUGGAAUACGCCAAAGGCUUCCAGAGAAUCAGCUGGCUGGAAGCUUACCUGAACUACUUGGCAGACCGCAACCAGUCCACCAGCCAGCUGCGGGAGAACUUCACCCGCACGUUGCGCCACUCCUUUCUUCGCGAGCCGCAGUUUGCCCACUUUGCAGAUGACAUCAUAUUUGCAGAGCGUGGCCACGGCGAGGAGCCUGAUGUGGCUGCUUCACGCAUCUUUUUGGUUGCCAAGACAACGGAGAACAAGCGUGAGGAGAUGUCAGUGCUUCUGGACACGCUGCGGCGCCUGUCACUCACCUCCCGUGUUCGCUUUCUGAUUUUUAACCCCUCUUUUGUCUACUUGGACCGCUAUGCUGCGGCAGUCAGCUCCCCCCUCAGACAUUCACUGCUGGCGGUGCUCUUCCUGUUGGGUCUGUCCUCUCUGGCCGUCGUGGAGCCGCUGGUCUCUGUGUGGCUGGGUCUCACCCUGCUCUCCGUCCAGUUUGGGGUGCUGGGCUUCAUGACUUUAUGGGGUGUGGAGCUGGACUGUAUGUCUGUGUUGUGUCUGAUCUCAGCUUUGGGGCAUUCAGCAGACUGCAGCGGCCCCCUCCUCUGUGGCUUUGCCUCAGGUCGGGGUGAGAGCAGGACUCGCUGGGUAAGGGUGGCGCUGGAGAGACAUGGCGUUCCCUCUCUACAGACACUCAUCUGCUACGGCGCUGCCUUGGUGCCGGUUGGCUCGGUACGCUCCAACCUCACACGCACAAUGUUUCGCUGCCUCACCCUCACGGCCGGAUGCUCGGUCCUGCACACGCUUGCCUUCCUGCCCACCCUCCUAACUUUCCUGCCCCCCUCCAAAAGCCGGGGCCACCGGCCUGGCGGAGAGGGCCAGAGACAGGAGGUGGAGUGUGUUGAAAUGAAUGACAGCACCAGAGUGGUUGACCAGAUCACUACAGUUUGAGCAUGUGAUGAUGAUUUCUUUUUUGUCCCUGCGUUGCUAUGGUGAGAGUGUGCUGCUGAGGAGCUGCUGACACUUGUAAAGACUGGAAGAAAUGGAGUGUGUAACACAAGGAAGAUAGAGAAAACAGAUUCAAACAGGUGAAAGAGAGCAGGAGAAAGAUGCAGACAGGGAAGGAGAAAAAAAUCUUCAAUGCAGCGUAUCCAUGGUUACCUGCUUGUUGGUAGUGCUGUAUAGCAUGUGAAUGAGUUUUGUUUUUGUUUUUUUACAAAUCACAAGUUUAAAAACAGCCUGGAUGAGCUCACAGAUAAAGUACCACAUGUUCCACUUCUACAACUUGCUUUAGAUCACUUUGUUUACCUACUGCUCUCCGGCUGCCAUAUCAAGUUGCGGUUUCAGCUACAAUAACUUGAGAAUCUUCUGUAUGACUUGAGUAUUUCUACUUUGAUGCUGGACAAAUAAAAUCAGAGUAAGGAAACUUG
Molecule: messenger RNA, 3612 nt
Organism: Melanotaenia boesemani (Boeseman's rainbowfish)
Lineage: Eukaryota; Metazoa; Chordata; Actinopteri; Atheriniformes; Melanotaeniidae
Gene: ptchd1
Product: patched domain containing 1
Exons: 4
Coding region: 218-3133 (971 amino acids)
Biological process (GO): chemical synaptic transmission; cognition
Cellular component (GO): plasma membrane; synapse
Source: RefSeq, a predicted model, not a curated record